UAGUAGGCAGUUCGUGUUUUGCUACAUUCUACGUCGUCGAGCUUACUGCAACGCAAGUUCUCGUGUUGUUGACAGAAUGACGUCUACGGCAACCGUCUCAGGUGGGCUGGCACCCAAGGAAAUCGGAUUGGUCUGCGAGUCAGAAUACAGACAGUAUCCAUGGUAUCAUCAGUACGCUGGCGACGAGAAAACUUGGGUGGUGGUCAGCGUUCAAGCGCCUCGGUACCAGGAGGAUGAAGACAGCAAAGUCAGUGAGACGGGUCGGGCACCACUGGAGUUGGUCGCCGUGAUUGAUAGAAGUAACAGCAUGGGGAGGCGCGGUAAACUUGCCAUGAUGCAGGAAACUAUGCUCUUCGUCAUCCGUCAAUUGAAUGAACACGACAAGCUGGGGAUCGUGGUUUACGACACCGGAGUGACAUCAUUUGGUACACUUUGGAGGAUGGAUGCGAGCGGAAAAGCUCAAGCGACCUCUAUCAUUGAGCUCUUGCAUACAGAAGGAGGAACAAAUCUAUGUGGAGGACUUGUGGAAGGGCUGGCCAUAAUUGAAGAUCUGCAGAAAGAGAAUUCCAGUGGAGAUGCAAAUGCCGAAAAGGAGAAGAAAUCUGUGUCGUCUAUCCUUUUGAUGACGGGUGGUGAAGCCAAUCAGGGCUUGACCUCAGAGGAAGAAAUAAUUGCUUGCUUAACACAACGAGGCCGACAUGGCUUGUAUCCUUCAGGAAACUAUCGUGCUCACAACAACAUCACGGCUCGAGCACAAGAACCGACAGUACCACCUCCACCAUCACUACCACAAGCAUCCCCACAGCCAGUAUCGGCACCAGCAACAACACCUGUAGUAACCUCUACAAUAGCUGAUUCUACUGAACUAAGUGACAUUGUGGCUGCCAGUAUUUACACAUUUGGCUUUGGUCCCGAUCACAAUGCCGAGUUGUUGCAAGCAGUGAGUAAGGCUGGUAAUGGAAUGUACUACCACAUUGACUCAUCCGAGAAGAUUCCAGAGUCCUUUGCCGACUGCUUGGGUGGACUGCUUAGCACAGUUGUGCGUAAUAUAUCCCUGGAAGUCUCGGCUGAGAACAAUUGUAACAUAAUCGAAGCCUAUGCGGGCCGAAGUACCCAAUCAAGUGGUAGUGGUGUUGCUAUUACAUUGCCUCUGGCAGAUAUCCAGUCAGAAGAAUGCCGCGACUGUGUGUUCUGCUUGGAUCAGCCUGAUGUACCCAAAGAGCUUGAUGAGUUUGCUAUUCUUAAGGCUAAGCUGACCUGCUUCAAUGUCAUGACAAGUAUGCGUGAGAUGAAGAAAGCCUCGCUGGAAGUACGCAGAGUCAAGCAACUUUCAGCUGAUCUUUCACCCAACCUGCGAGUUAACCGUCACUAUAGCCGCAUCACAUCAGCUAAGGCCCUUGAAAGAGCAUUUGUAUGGGCAGACGAAGGAGAUUAUUCUAUGGCAAGACGCCAGCUGACUAGCGCGAAAAGAGACAUAAUCAGAAAGAAUCCACUCGCCAUUUACCCACUCUCAGGAGAGCUGUCGAAACCAAGAAAGGUCAGGAAAAGGAAAGCUGAAAAGGAAAGCCUAUCCGUCUCUCCACGAUGAUGCCGGUAUGAUCAGAUGCUCAGCGUUGGCUGUAGGGCUGAUCAAGUAGUUCCACCGCCAAUGACAUACAUGCUCCAACCUUACUAACCAAGCUGUCUAGCGCUGCGCAUCUGUUACUGUCUCAGUGUAUGUGUAAGUCUUUUGGAGGUUUCGUUAAAAAAUAAAAAUGCAUUUCGAGGACGGAUCGUUCACAAAUAAUCUACGAAGUGUAUUGUUCUGUAUUGUUUUUUUAUUGUUUUGUGUUGUUUUGAUCAUUUAGGAACAUGGAUUGCCUAUACCCUCAAAGGAAAAUGACCUUUACCCAGGCACCUCAGAUGUGGGGAUAUCUCUUGAACAAACCCCUUCAGCUUGCUUUACAAUGCACUUAUUUGUGGCGUUAUUCGUUUUGUCCCGUCAUCUCCGAGGCCGUAAGAGACAUAAUGAAUGCAUAUUGUGCUUACACAUUGUACAUGUACAUGUCCCAUUCCGCGCUGCAGCCCAUAGGCAUAGAGAUAACGUACUGUAGGCUAUAUGUGAACAGUCAUGAACAAAUAAUCGUCGUUUGAAUUCUGAGAUCCACACCAGUA
Sycon ciliatum is the source of this 2154-nucleotide messenger RNA. RefSeq lists its product as uncharacterized. The coding region runs from base 77 to 1588 and encodes 503 amino acids. The transcript is spliced from 3 exons. NCBI's taxonomy places the organism in Eukaryota, Metazoa, Porifera, Calcarea, Leucosolenida, Sycettidae. The record is from RefSeq and is a predicted model, not a curated record.